Messenger RNA from Vicia villosa (hairy vetch), 1487 nucleotides. RefSeq names its product probable ethanolamine kinase. The record is from RefSeq and is a predicted model, not a curated record. Lineage: Eukaryota; Viridiplantae; Streptophyta; Magnoliopsida; Fabales; Fabaceae. Gene Ontology annotation, molecular function: ethanolamine kinase activity; choline kinase activity. Gene Ontology annotation, cellular component: cytoplasm. Bases 182 to 1315 code for a protein of 377 amino acids. Gene Ontology annotation, biological process: phosphatidylcholine biosynthetic process; phosphatidylethanolamine biosynthetic process. The transcript is spliced from 11 exons.
AAUUAUUUUUGAAUAAAAAAGAAAGAAAGAAGUGUCGAUUGGAGUACAGAAACAAAACCUCCCAAGACAGCGGUCGAUUCGAAAAGCAUUAUUGUCACCACCAUCCCCAGCACCACAAUCCACCAUUCCCUUUGUCUUUCACAUUUUUUCGUUUUACAUUUCUGGUCGAAUUCCUUUAAUAAUGGGUGGAAAGGUUAAGAUCUGGAAUCCCGUGGAAAUCGCAGAAGAAGCCAAAAAUGAUUACGCCUCGCAGAUUUUUCCCUCUCUUCUUACAAUUGACCCCUCUCUCUCCCUUGCUCAAAUGACACCGCUCGUCAUUAAUCUGUGCAAGGACAUGUUCAAGGAUUGGUCUAAUUUACACGAUUCUUGCUUUCAAGUUGACAAGAUUUCUGGAGGCAUUACUAAUUUAUUACUGAAGGUUACGGUUCAACAAGGUGAUUCUGUAAAUGAUAUUAUAACUAUCAGAUUGUAUGGACCCAACACUGAGCAUAUUAUUGAUCGCCAUCGAGAAUUACAGGCCAUCAAAUACAUCACUGCUGCAGGAUUUGGUGCCAAGUGGCUUGGAAUAUUUGGAAAUGGCAUAGUGCAAUCUUUUAUCAAUGCACAUACUCUUACACCAUCAGAUAUGCGAGACCCAAAACUGGUUCCUAAAAUAGCCAAACAGUUUCAAAGAUUUCACCAUGUGGAAAUUCCAGGUUCUAAGGAACCUCAGUUAUGGAAUGAUAUCUGGAAGUUUUUUGAGAAAGCAUCUGUUCUAGAAUUUGAUGAUAGUGAAAUGCAAAAGACUUACAAGACAGUUUCGUUCAGGGAAGUUCAAGACGAAAUUAAUGAGCUCCAGGUGUUGUGUGAUCGUCUUAAAUCUCCUGUAGUUUUUUCUCACAAUGACUUGCUCUCUGGAAACAUAAUGGUUAAUCACGAAGAAGAUAAACUUUACUUCAUUGAUUAUGAAUAUGCAUCAUACAACUACAGAGGCUAUGACAUAGGGAAUCACUUUGCAGAAUAUGCCGGUUUUGAAUGUGACUACUCCUUGUACCCAAAUAUGAAUGAACAAUAUCAUUUCUUCAGGCAUUACUUACAGCCGGACAGACCUCAAGAGGUGUCUGAGAAUGAUCUUAAAACCUUGUAUGUUGAGGCAAAUACAUAUGCACUGGCCUCACACCUUUUCUGGUCUUUGUGGGGGCUAAUUCAGGCAAAGAUGUCCCCAAUAGAUUUUGAUUAUCUUAGUUAUUUUUUCGAUCGAUACAAGGAGUACAAAAGGCAGAAAGAAAAAUUUGUAUUGUUGGCGCUAUCCUACCUUUCAGAAUGUAAGAGUUAGUAGAGAUUGAUUCCACUUCAUCAAUCACUCAUGGGUUGCUGUAUGUCAUGUUUGUAGCACAAGACCUUGAUUCAUAUAGUUAAAUGUUUCUUGAUAAAAAAAAAAUGUAGUUCAAUGUUGUAAAAUAUAUUUUGUAGACCUUCAUUGCAAUAAAGGAAAAUUUAGGCAUUUA